Messenger RNA from Ectocarpus siliculosus, 708 nucleotides. NCBI's taxonomy places the organism in Eukaryota, Phaeophyceae, Ectocarpales, Ectocarpaceae. The record is from the annotation of a GenBank genome assembly.
AUGGGAGAACUUGAUUUGAACCAGGAGUAUUCGAUCAUAGGGGGGGAGAUGGACGAGAUUGGGGAGGAGGAGGAAACCUUCGCAAGCAAUGAGGGGUCGGAGGAGGAUCAGCGUUUCGAUUCUAUCGUAGGCGCCCUUGAGGAAGCAGUCAUGGACCCAGCAUUCGCCAGUCUUCAACAAGUCUUCGUUGACGAGUGGUGCGGUGCGUACAUCCCGCAACAACUCCUACGGGAGUUCGAAGACGUGGAGGAGAAUAGACUCAUUUACACGGACCUCUUUCGGCAGUACACGCGUCUGGUCGAAAGGCAUCUCGACGGAUGGCUCCGACAACGCAUCAGGGGCUUCGAAAUGGAGACGUUCAUGAAAAUGGUGGCCGAGCGCCAGGGCGAAGUGGUCGACGACGUGAGCGAUAUCCUCAUGGCCGUGGGAGACUUCGCCGAGUUCAAGGGCAUGAUGGUCGCUCACCGCAAGGGGCGCGACAACGGCUUGGUGGUGACAUCAUCUUCAGUGGGGGAGGAGGAAGCUAAGACCGGGUGGCACCAACACGCAGGGAGAGGGGGCGUGGUCGAUCCUUCGGCAGGGCCGACAGCAAGCGCGGAAGGCGGUAGUGCACGCCAGACGUGCACUGUUGCUGGUGUGGGAGAGACAGCCGGAAUACGGAGGGGAACCCCAGAUGCUUUCAACACUGCCGCAGAAAGCAAGUGGUGA